AUGGCCAGCACACAAACAUCCAGUGGACCGAUGGGGUCUUACAACGAGGAGAAGAUUGUUGAAGCAGAAGACCUCGAUGUUCUUGACAUUAAGAGUAAACCCCAGUUCGAAUCAACCGAAUCUGAGAGCCGGAAAAACUCUGCCACGUACAAUAUGGAUCAUCAGAGCGCGGUGGUCAGCCCAACGAACCAGUCGACUAAUCCAGUUGAUCUUGUUGUAAGUCAUAUUGCGAGUAGAGUAACCUCGCGAUCGACUGUGGCACCUGGGCCACCACCCGAUGGCGGCUUCAGGGCCUGGUUGUGUGUCUUAGGAACCUUCCUCGUCGUCAUGAAUACAUGGGGUAUGAUCAACUCCUUUGGCGCUUUUCAGAGCUACUACAUCAAAACCCUUAACAGAAGCCCCUCCGAUAUAUCCUGGAUCGGAUCGAUAGAGAUAUUCCUCCUCUUCUUCAUCGGGGCCUUUACGGGACGUCUCACAGACGCGGGCUACUUCCGAACAGUGGCGAUGGUUGGCUCCUUUCUCGUCGUUGCCGGCACUCUGACCACAUCGGCCUGCACACAAUACUGGCAGUUCCUGCUGGCUCAGGGGGUGUGUGUCGGUCUGGGAAACGGGUGUCUAUUCUGUCCCACGGUAGCCCUCGUCUCCACGUACUUCAAUAAGCGACGCUCCUUCGCCAUUGGGAUAUCAGCAUGCGGGAGCGGUGCGGGAGGCGUAGUCUUUCCCAUCGUCAUACGGGAAAUGCUGCCUCGUGCAGGGUUCGGCUGGACGAUGAGGACGCUCGGGUUCAUCCAGGCCGCCGCGCUCGUCACUGCCCUCUUCUGCCUGAAGUCGCGGGUGCCGCCUCGCAAGACCGGGAGCUUGGUGGAGUGGGCGGCCUUCAGGGACUUGGAGUAUUCGUUCUACGCCGCAGGCGCAUCUCUGUGUUUCUGGGCGUCGUACAUCGUCUUCUUCUUCCUCGCGGCGUACGCGCGCGACGUCCAAGGCGUCUCGUACGACAAGUCCCUCGACCUCCUCAUGAUCACAAACGGCGUCGGCAUCGUCGGGCGUCUGCUGCUGAACCACCUAGCCGACCACGUCGGCAAUCUGACAAUGUUCGUGCCGACCGCCGCCGCCGCCGCGCUGCUCGCGUAUUGUUGGGCGCCCAAUGCAUCGCAGGCGGGCCUCUACGCCUGGGCCGCGCUCUGCGGUAUCGCUCUGGGCGGCAUCCAGGCGCUGUUCCCGUCCGCGCUGGCGUCGCUGACGGCCGAUCCGCGGAAGCAGGGGGCCCGCAUCGGCAUGGUCUUUACGAUUGUGAGUGUGAGCGUGUUGACGGGGCCGCCGAUUGCUGGGGCUCUGGUUUCUGCGCUCGAGGGCCGGUAUCUAGGCGCGCAGAUGUUUGCGGGGAGUAGUUUGACGUUGGGAACGGUUUUCAUUUUCUUGGCGAGAGAGGCUAAGCGGAAGAGGGUGGGAUAUUCGUUUUGGGCAAAGGUCUGA
Molecule: messenger RNA, 1473 nt
Organism: Colletotrichum orchidophilum
Lineage: Eukaryota; Fungi; Ascomycota; Sordariomycetes; Glomerellales; Glomerellaceae
Product: riboflavin transporter MCH5
Exons: 4
Coding region: 1-1473 (490 amino acids)
Biological process (GO): transmembrane transport
Cellular component (GO): fungal-type vacuole membrane
Molecular function (GO): transmembrane transporter activity
Source: RefSeq, a predicted model, not a curated record